AUGAAGGGAGAAUUUGAAAACAUGACAAGUAAUGCAACGAUAGUAAAUAUGACAACUCUCAACUCGACAACCCCACAAGGCGACCAAAAUUGCUCUAUUUAUACCGAUGCUGCAGAAGUCUUUAAAAUUAUUGGCUACGUUGUUAUUAUAACGCUGUCAUUGGCUGGCAAUACCACUAUUGUCGCUCUUUUCGCGAGAGGGAGACAGCAGAAAACACUAGAUCCUUUUAUCAUCAGCAUCGCUGUGUCUGAUCUUCUCAUCCCUUUUUUUGCCGGGGUCCGUGAGCUGAAUGGCUUGGUCCUGCAAUCAUAUGCAUGGCAAGUUCAAGGGACCACUGGUGAUGUCUUAUGCAAGAUUUGUUCCUUCAUGACAGAGAUUUCACCAAUGAUUUCCAUUCUGAGUUUGUGCUGCAUCACUGUGUAUCAGUAUAUAUUGGUAACCUUUUCUAUUACGAAGCAUAACGCGAUGAAACACACCCAACACGGGGAAAGGAUCGUCACUUGUGUUGUUAUUGGAUUUAUCUGGCUCGUAGUGAUCGCCUUCAACGCUCACAUCUUCCACACGUAUAAACUUUAUCGGAUUAGAGAUAAGUAUUACUGCGAUGGUCCCUUCUUUGAGAAGCAAGAAACCCACCGUUCCUAUCUUAUAGCUACGUUUAGUAUCUUCUUUGCUUUUCCUUGUGUCUUGAUAACUAUUCUUAACACCUUCGUGGCGUACAAGGUUYGUAAACAACUGAAGACCUCUGCCUCAUCGUUUCCACAAUGGCGUCGCAGCCUUAGCCAGAAGCAAAAGCGAAACCAAAUAAUGGUAGUCCUUAUGAUUUUUGUCUUUGCAGUUUGCUGGGGUCCGCUUGGUGUCACCGUUUGGUUGUACACUUUUCAUGUGUUUAGAUUUCCUACUGAUACCUGUUCAUAUGCUGCGUUUCAUUUUGUAUCCUUAUUUAUGGCGUACAGCAACGCAGCGAUAAAUCCUUGGAUCUACUUGUUUUUCUUCGUCUUUUCUGAACGCAGACGCCCAGCCAGGCAAUCGCGGUUGUCGAACCCCUUCGCCUCAUCCAUGGUACGAAAGAGAAGAGUUGCGCCUUCUAACACUAUUGAAACUAAAACCUAA
This is a messenger RNA of Actinia tenebrosa (Australian red waratah sea anemone), 1110 nucleotides long. Its product is annotated as pyroglutamylated RF-amide peptide receptor-like. The record is from RefSeq and is a predicted model, not a curated record. Lineage: Eukaryota; Metazoa; Cnidaria; Anthozoa; Actiniaria; Actiniidae.